AUGGCUUCAGGGAAAUGGAAAGACUACAGGAAACUGAGACAACAGAUGGACAUGGAUCCCCCAGAUCCAUUUAUCCAACCGGUCGCCGACUUGGAUGACAUGAUAUAUUUGGCAAAGGUAGAUGGUUGUAAAAGGGGUGAACUAUAUUGCUUAGAUCAGCAUCGGGACUCCUCCGCAGGAAUUUGAGGUUGUUUUGGACACGGGGAGUGCGAAUCUUUGGGUUCCCGACAGUUCUUGCCAUCCACCAGAGUCUCCAAAAAUGGAUAAGAGCGUCUUUGGAACAUCUCUAGAUUGCCCAGAUUACUGCAAAGAGCUCCCGAAAGAAGCCUGUCCAUUGGUUUGUGGAGAAUCUUGCUGCGAUGAGAUUAGAAGUCAACAAAUUAACCUGGAAAUGGCACAAAUUUUAAGAGAUCAUGGCGCGGCACCGUAAGUUGGACUGCAAUUUAAAAAAAAAUUGGAUUGCAGAGUUGAUCCCUGCUCCAAGAAACAUCGCUUUGCCAGUGGGGAUUCAAAUACUUAUGUCAAGAAUGGGUCUGAUUGGAAGAUUUCGUAUGGGACUGGAAGUGCCCAGGGAUUUUUUGGAGCUGAUAAAGUCUGCGUAAGCAUACUGUAACUUUAAAAAUAUGUUCAGUUUGCCCCUACCAGUCUCUGCAUCACCGCCCAAACGUUCGGCCAAGCCUCUUCUUUAGCCCCAUUUUUUGCGGAUCAGCCGAUUGAUGGGAUCCUUGGCCUGGCCUUUCCUUCCAUUGCCGUGGGCCAUGUAACUCCUCCAUUCAUCAGUGCGGUGGAACAAAGUUUGGUAGAUAUUUCUUUGAUUUUUUAUUUUUACCGUACUUAUAGUUGUUAGUUCCUUUUCUUCAGGUGGAACAUCCCGUUUUUACCGUGAUCAUGGAUCAUUCUGGACCUGCGGAAAAGGAUGACGGUGGAUGGUUUACUUACGGCGGCUUCGAUGAAGAGCACUGUCAGGAAGAUGUGUUCUGGAUGCCUUUGACUCAGCCUGCCACUUUCUGGCAAUUCGAAAUUCAAGGGUAUCCGGUUUUGGUUUUCAACAUUCCUAUACAAUCUUUUCGAAUUUCAAAAAUUAUUUUUCAGUGCAAGAGUUGAUGAUCUGGACAUACUAGAAGCGUCCCACGCCAUUUCCGAUACAGGCACCAGCUUGAUCUCGGGUCCACCAGAAAUUGUCAGCAAAAUAGCGGAUAAGGUCGGGGCUUGGUAUGAAGAAGAAGAAGGCAGUUACUUCAUCGAUUGUAAGGCAAGGCCUCCUCCAGUCGCGUUGAAAGUGGGCGGUAAUGAACUCUUUAUCCACUCCAGAGAUUACAUUCUCCCUGUCGCUGAAAAAAGAUGUCAGUUUGGGUUCUUUGUUUUCAACACCGGUCCAUCGGGACCACAGUGGAUUCUGGGAGAUCCAUUCUUGAGGUCUUACUGUAACAUCCAUGACGUAAAAAAUGAGAGGAUCGGAUUUGCAAAACCAAAAUUCACAUAAUUUUGACGAAAAGAAUUUUAAAUUAUUUACAUUUGCGAUUGAAAAAAAUAAAAGUUUUGAAAAAAGCAAACUUCGUUUGUUUCGAUCAGUUUGAAAUUGCUUGACUUGAAGUUCGGUCGGGUUGCUUCUCUAAAUAUGGCCGGAGAAGCGUCAACGACCUUCGACUCCAAGACCAGCAGCGAGCCCGCUAGGGCCUCUUGCCAAAAAGAAAUCGAAGCCGAAUCCGUCAAUGAUUUCAUCCAGACCAUGACCUCGGGCGGAAGAGCUCAAGUUGUUGCCGAGCAUGACAAAAUCAAGAAGAAGGAACGCCAUGUUUUCAACUUCAUGAACAAUCUUGAUGUAGGCGAUCAGUCCUUUACAACACUUUUCAGAAAAACCGUUUCUCGAACAUCCUCCUGUUCAACGAAGGCGCUGUUAAAUUGAAGUCCCAAUCGGCCAAUGAGACCGAUUAUAUCCACGCCACCAUCAUCAGAUCCCAUUACGGUAACUAUAUCUUGGCCCAAGCUCCUCGCUCUGAUACGAUCAAUGAAUGGUACCGGAUGAUCUGGCAAUAUCGAGUUCAAGUAAUCGUAUGUCUGUUACCGCUGACUGAUCCCGAAGAGUGCUACAAGUACUUUGAAUUAAAGGCCGGCAAGAAAGUCAAGGUCUGUUUGGAGUCAUCUUGUAAUCAUAAAAAUUGUGAUUCGUUUCAGAAGGGUAGAUUUACUGCCAAAACUUUUGCAGUCCGUCAAGAAGGCCAAUGUUUCAUCUACGAAAUCCGCUUUUCGAAUAACAGUCCAGGCCGAGGAGAAGAGAAAGAACGUGUUUUGUAUGUGGUCCAUUUCCCCAAAUGGACGGUGAGACGACAAAUCAUGUAAUAAUUGCCUCCAAAAUUUUAUUCUAGGUCUCGAAGCCUCCAGACUCCAAGACUGUCAUCCAGAUCCUUCGAACCACUUGGGCCCUGGAACAAUCGCAAAGAUUAGGUCGGGACCAGGAGGGGAUUAUCCUUGUUCACGGAUGCAGUGGCGUUAGAAGGACUGGGACUUUGGUUAUCUCGGCCAUGUUAUGUCGGCAAAUCAGAGAGAAGAAGAACAUUGCCCUUCUGGCUAUUUGCGCCAAGGUUCGGAGACUGAGAUAUGGGGUUCUGCGAAAUAAAGUCAUGUUCGCCUUGAUUCUGGAGACAGCUCUAACGUUUGGCGCUGAUCAAGGACUCUUGGAUAAAAGAUCUCAAAAUUAUUCUGGAGCGGUUCAAGUAAGGAACUGGUUGAACGAUUCUGAGGUUUUUUUAGAAGAUUAGAGCGUCCGUAAAAGAUGGAAAGAAAGAAGGGGAUGAGAAUCAGAAUACAGGCGAAACUCCCGGCGCCAACUGA
This is a messenger RNA of Bursaphelenchus xylophilus (pine wood nematode), 2832 nucleotides long. The record is from the annotation of a GenBank genome assembly. Lineage: Eukaryota; Metazoa; Nematoda; Chromadorea; Rhabditida; Aphelenchoididae.